CACCACAAUCCCGCCGCACACGUACGCCGUGUGCUUUCGUGACAUGGUAACACGCACAGCUGUGUGCAGUGGACACGGCAAAGGACAAGCUAAUGUAGCAACGACGUAACCUAGUAAAUGGCGUUGAUUCCAUUUAAGGCGAAAUAUUACACGUCUGUAUCAGGAUGAUAUAAUAGUCCAUCGAUUUUAUGGGGUUUUUGUGUGUGUGUGAAUGUUCAGUAUUAGAGAAUACACGAUCGCAGGAAACCAGCUAUAAUUAGCCACGUCAUCAUUCGGGACCUCUCGGAUUUAUAGGAAUCAAGUAAGGUACAUAGUGAUUGUUCGGAGGCAUGAAUCUUGUUCUAUCAUUACAUUUGCUGAUAUUGCGAUUGGUUAUAACGUCUUUGCGAGCAGAAUAUUUACAACACACGAACCGUACUACCUAUGUCGAUACGUUCCUACAGAGGCGGGCCCCGGGACUCCGGGCCCCAAAGAAACUUUGGUGGGCCAAGGAGCUGACGCCCGACUUUCACGUCGCUGGCAGGUUGUCCGAACGACAGAUCAAAUACGCAGCUGACGGAGGAUUUAAAAGCAUUGUGUCCUUGUUUCAUGAUGAUGAACCAUCCCAAAUCGGCGAUGAGUAUCUGCCCACUAGUGCCGAAGCUGCAGAGAUCGCACAACUAGCCGGUCUAGAUUAUCGAGUUGUACUGGAGUCUGAUAAUUGCGAUUGGGCAUCAGUAGUAGCCGUCGAGAAAAUAUCUGCCAUUAUUCCAACAUUAAAAAAGCCUAUUCUCCUCCAUUGUAAUCGAGCUUACACGAUAGCAUUCACGACCAUGAUGUACUUAGCCAACGCUUCAAAACACGACCAAAAUUUCACACCUCAAGUCAACACAGAAAACAUAUUCAAGAUGGCCGCCGUCAUGGGCUUAGAUUUUACUAUGGACUUCACGCUAGAGACUGUAGCGAAAAUCAACAGCGAAACGAUUCCGGAGAAUUUACCUCAACCAAAUGUGGUGCCAGAGGAAUGGUAUGACUACUGGAUGGCCCACCCCGUGUAUCAGAACUGGUUCACUGCGGGACAGAUCCGCCAAAGUCACCUGGAAAAUAUACAAAUGGCCGGCUUCAUCCACGUUAUCAACAUGAGAAUGGGAGUUGAUGACGAAAACGGAAAUCCUUCCCAAGAGCAGGUAACUCUCAUCAACGUUAAAGAUGGCACACCGACGUACGGAAACAAAGAGACUGGACCGCGACAAAAACCGGACACUUUGAAGAAUAUUGUCAUUGACUCCACAAAGAACAAUUCUUUUGUGACCAAGAAUUCUGACGUCAAUUUCGAAUCGCGUAAUUCAGGAGAGUUUGGAGACGAGAUUGGCUAUAACGAAGACCGGGAGAGACAAGUUCUAGAAAAGGCGGGUUUCCGAUACUAUCAUAUGCCAGUCCUGUCUGGUGGAAAGUUUAGCCCAGAGUUAUUCGGGAAAUACAAGGACAAGCUAUUGGAGAUCGGGAGAACGGGAGAGCCUGUCCUCGUCCAUUGUGCUAGCGCCCACAGAGUCGCUUACAUGACUGUGCUGGCCGCCGCACUACAGUACAACAAAGACCUAGACUGGGCUCUACAGAGGACGCGCGAGCUCGGAUUCGUCGUGAGCCCCACCGAGCACAAGGACGUUUACCUUAUGUACGCUGCCUGGUUAGACUCCAACAAGUUCAACUCUACUAAAGACGAACUUUGAUCAUCGUCGUAAAAAAUCCUGAUCGAUUUGUAGUUAAUAUGAAUUGAAUGUGUGGUCUAUCUUGAUACUUUUGUAAAUAUAUGAACUUUAUUUUGAUACAAAAAACGUAAAAAUAAUCCCAGCUACAAAACAAAAUGGUAAUUUUUUAAUUUCAUUGAAUUUACUUUGACCUAAUGAAAAUUAAGAUUAAGAAUGUGUAAUUUCUAAAUAAAAACAAAAGAAAAUAUAGUUUAAUUUUAAUAAAAAUACAAUUUUCAAUUGUUUUUAUUUGAAAGAUUUCAAUUAUUUUCAUAAUAUUAUAAAUUAUGGUUAUCUGAACGUGAACUUGUUGACCCCUACAUUUGUUAGUAUUAAUCUGUAUAUCAAUAAAUAUCUGUAAAGAUUUCAUUCCACGCUAGCGUCAAACAGUAAACAACUACCCAUUUUAACUUAAGUUAUUCGUUUUCCAGCCGUUUCAAAUUCCAUAUCGUUAUAACAUCGGAACAGAAAACAAUAUUUGACAGAGUUUUUAUACAGAAACUGUAUUUUUGAUUUUAUAUAACUACAUAAUGUUAUUGUUUUAAUUACUGUUCAAUGAAUCCCCAUUUAUUGUUAAACAGUGUGAAUAUGUCUCACUACCCUAGAUCUAAUGCAGAAUGUCUCUUGGUGUUGAAAGUUUAGUGAACUGGAUGUGUGGACUGGAAGAGAGAAGUAUAUGACCCGAAAGUAUAACCUUUACGUUUGAAAUGCGUUGUUUCUUUCAUUAAGUUAGAAUGUGUGUUGAAUAUAAAACUUAUAAAUUAUACGCCAUUUUUCCGGGUGCUGUUGUAAUCUUGUUUUAUCAGUAUAUUUAACUAAAAAUUCAAAAUGUCUUAAAACCUAUAUGCAAUAUACAUUAACUUGAUGGUUUCUGUGUGCUUCAAAAUACAAAAGAAAAUGUCUCAUAUACAGUCAAUGGUAUAAGGGUAUAACGUCACAUUCUUCACGUAUAUGCAUAGUUUAGACAGAAAAAACAAAGGUCACAAAUCAACUACAUUAAUUUUCAUGUUAUUUUUUUUCAUUUUGUUUUAUUUUUCACUUCUUUUGAGCUGUUAAUUAUCAUGUUUCUGUCCUUUUAGCGAGAAAUGCGAAAUAUAUACAGUACAAUGUAAAUGUACGAGUUAUCCCCCUUCUUUCGUGAUUCUUUCCAAGUCAUGUAUGAAAGUUGAUUUGUUUGUUAAAAUGUUAUCGUAAUAAAAAUAAAAAUUAUAUCUAAUGUUAAAGAAAAAUAAUAAAGCUGGAUAUGUAUUAAAUACAAUUUCAAAUAGAUUUUAACUGUCUUUGCAUUUGAAUUUUCCUAGUAACUGUCGCUGUAUAUACAUACGCACGACAUACAUAAAUUAUACAUAUAUAAAACGUGUAUCGCUCAUAUAAAGGUGAAAAAAA
Molecule: messenger RNA, 3113 nt
Organism: Mizuhopecten yessoensis (Yesso scallop)
Lineage: Eukaryota; Metazoa; Mollusca; Bivalvia; Pectinida; Pectinidae
Exons: 3
Coding region: 330-1709 (459 amino acids)
Source: RefSeq, a predicted model, not a curated record